Molecule: messenger RNA, 3063 nt
Organism: Lemur catta (Ring-tailed lemur)
Lineage: Eukaryota; Metazoa; Chordata; Mammalia; Primates; Lemuridae
Gene: NUTM1
Product: NUT midline carcinoma family member 1
Exons: 7
Coding region: 16-3063 (1015 amino acids)
Source: RefSeq, a predicted model, not a curated record
CCUAAACCUGAGACGAUGGCUUCAGAUGGAGCAUCUUCAUUGCCGGGACUGGAUAUGACCAAGAAACCUGGUGCCACCCUGUCUACUUUCACUGCAGUUCCCUUUCCCCCACCUACACCUGGCCCCCCAGACCAACCACCCUGGGAGCCACCUCCACAGCCACCCUUGCCUUCAGCAUUCUCUCCAGGCAACCCUGUGGUGCUCUCUGCUUUCCCCAGCCCACUGCUGGUGACAGGGGAUGGGGGCCCUUGCCCCAGUGGGGCUGGAGCUGGCAAGGUCAUUGUCAAAGUCAAGACAGAAGGGGAGCCAGCUGAGCCCUCUCAAACUCAGAACUUUAUCCUUACUCAGACCGGCCUCAAUUGGAUUGCCUCGGGUGCUCCCUGCGGGGGCCUUGAGGGUCCUCCACCUCAAUUCAUGACAGCCUCCAAUGUGAAGACCAUUCUGCCCACUAAGGCUGCUGGCGUGAGCCAGGAGGGCCCCCCAGGCCUUCCUCCUCAGGCUCCACCACCAGUUGCCCAACUGGCUCCCAUUGUGCCCCCAGAAAAGGCUUGGCCAGGGCCACAUGGGACCACCAGGGAAGGCUGUCCUGCGGCCACCCAAUCCGAGCCCUCACUGGGUGACCUCUCCUAUACUUCCAAGGGUGUUUAUGAGAACUUCCGUCGCUGGCAACGUUACAAAGCCUUGGCCCGGAGGCAUUUUUCCCAAAGUCCUGAUGCAGAAGCUCUUUCCUGUUUUCUUAUCCCUGUGCUUCGUUCCCUGGCCCGACUGAAACCCACCAUGACCCUGGAGGAGGGACUGCCAAGGGCCGUGCAGGAGUGGGAACGCACCAGCAACUUCGACCGGAUGACCUUUUAUGAGAUGGCAGAAAAGUUCAUGGAGUUUGAGGCUGAGGAGGAGAUGCAGAUUCAGAAAGCACAGCUGAUGAAUGGGCCUCAGGGCCUGUCUCCUGCAGCCUCUUUGAAACUUGAUCCUCCAGGGCCCCUGGCCUCCGAGGUGUGCCAGCAGCCAGUGUACAUUCCAAAGAAGGCAGCCUCCAAGGCACGGGCCCCCCGCCGGCGUCAGCGCAAACCCCAGAGGCCUCCAGUUCCUGAGGCACCCAAGGAGAUCCCACCAGAAGUUGUGAAGGAGUAUGCUGACAUCAUGGAAGGGCUGGUGGGGAGUCACCUGGCCACUGGGGAGUCAGAUGAAAAGCAGGAAGAGGAAGAGCAGCAGCAGGAGGAGGAAGAGAUGUAUCCAGAUCCAAGUCUCCUAAGCUACAUCGAUGAGCUGUGUUCUCAGGAGAUCUUUGUCUCCAAGGUGGAGGCCGUCAUUCACCCUCAAUUUCUGUCAGAUCUGCUGUCCCCAGAACAACAGAGGGAUCCCUUGGCCUUAAUAGAGGAGCUGGAACAAGAAGAAGCACUUACUGUUGCCCAGCUGGUCCAGAAGCGACUCCUGGCCUCAGAAGAGGAGGAGGAUGUGGAGGCGCCUCCCAGUUGCAGUGGAGCUCAGUCAGACUCAAGUCCUUCUGUUUCUGAUGAGGAUGAAGAUGGGGGUGGGUGGCUUCGGCCUUCACCUGGGCCUCGGGGCACUGGGGGCACUGUUCGCCUUGGAAAGGCUGCUCCUCCAGGAAAGCGGGCAAGAGAAGUGCACAGUGGGCGGGAGCGAGCCCUAGAUGGCUUGAGGGGGUUGCCCAGGGAUGGGAACAUUCUGCCACCCCCAAGGAGCUGGGACCUGCAGUUAGAAGUUGCAGCUCCACAGGGAACUCUAGGACCCUUGGGUAUGGAGACAAGAGGGUCUGGGAAGGUUAUAAACCAGGUAUCUCUAAAUCAGGAUGGCCACCUGGGGGGUGCUGCGUCCCCUGAGCACUGCCUGGGGGCUGGCCCCUCUCUCAGCCCAGGACUUUGGCUGAGCAAUGAGAUGGAUGCUGUAGGCCUGGAAUUGCCCGUACAAAUCGAAGAGGUCAUAGAGAGCUUCCGAGAUGGGGAAUGUGUAACUGAGCCCCAGGGAGGCUGCCAGGCACUGGGUUCCAGAAGUAACAUUUCUCUGGGUCCCGGAGAAACCACAGUCCCUGGGGAUGUGGGGAGCAGUGUGAGUCCCUGUGGAAGCACAGAUGCCACAGCUGCCCUAGAAAAGAGAAACUACUGCAGCUUGCCAGGACCCGUCAGGGGGAAUAGCCUGGCCUUGAGGCCCAAAGAAAAUAGAGAACAGACCCCUGAGACCUUACGGGAUCCCAGUGAUCUGUGGGCUGAAGGUCGCUCCCCAUUGCUGGAAAGGAGAAUUGGUGCCUCCACACUGGGGUCUUCCAAAGAAACCCUCCUGCCCAUAAGCCAAGGGAGUCUCCUUAUCUUGGGGACUCCGCAUGCCUCCUCCUUCCCUGAGGCCAGCCAAGGGGCAGGAAGCAGAGGCACCUCCUUUGCUCCUCUGUUGGUAACCACAGAAGACACCAACACACUAGGUGUUAGAGAUGACUAUGGCCUCCAAGUAGGGGUCAGUGAGGAUACUGAUCUUUCCAAGCCUAAAGACCAUGCUCCUUUACAAGAGAGUCAAGAGUCUUAUGCACUUGGAACCCCCAAAUCAACAUCUCACCAGGACCUUGGAAGUACUUCCUCUAUAAGGGGAACUAGGGAUGCCUUAGUUCUGAGAGAAAACCCCUCUGUUAGUGAAACAUGUAGCUCAGCAGAUGGGGCCAAAGAAAAGGAGAAGGAGGAGGAGGAGGAGGGUGAGGAUGAGCAACUCUCCAACUUUGCCUACCUCUUGGCAUCUAAACUUAGCCUGUCGUCAAAGGGGCUUUCUCUCAGUCCCCGCCAUGCCUCAGGAGGUCGGGGCAUCCAGAAAACAUCCCACCUCCUCUGUGCUGAGGCCAGAGGCCUCAGCCAACCUCCGUAUCCUGUUGCCAAGUCUGGGAAGCGAGCUCUAGUUGGAGGUCCAGCCCCAGCUGAAAAGAGACCCCACUCAGGAGCUCAACUUGGGGUCCCUGGUGAGAAACCCCUGGCUUUGGGGGUGGUUCGACCCUCACAGCCCCGUAAAAGGCGGCGUGAUAGUUUUGUCACGGGCAGAAAGAAGAAACGUCGUCGUAGCCAGUAG